GUGAUUAUUGUUGGAUAAAGUUGAAUUUUCAUCAUCAAUAGUAUUCUAUAUUGGUAAAAUCUGUAAAUAUUUCACUGGAAUAAAAUGUGUCUUGGCCCUUUUAAACGAAUAUGCCAUUGGGGACCACUUACUGCCUUAGCCAUCAUCAAAAUCAUCACAUUAAUGACAAUCCACUGUAGUAGACAAUGGUGGCCACCCCACGAAAGUUAUUCAGCAACAAUUAAUUUUCUUCUUUUCUCUAGCUUAAGUGCAUCAACACUUUAUCAUUUUAUUACCGCAAUUUACGAAGGUCCAGGUUAUUUACCUUCAGGGUGGAAGCCAAAUAAUUUAAACGACACAAAAUACUUACAAUAUUGUAAAGUAUGUGAAGGCUACAAAGCACCAAGGUCUCACCACUGCCGGAAAUGUGAACGCUGUGUUUUAAAAAUGGACCAUCAUUGUCCGUGGAUCAACAAUUGUGUUGGGCACUAUAAUCAUGGAUUUUUCACAGCAUUUUUGGCAAGUGCCGUAGGCGGUUGUUGUGUUUCUACUUUUAUUUUGGUGUCCUGGUUGAUGACCGUUAUUUCCGGAAGAAAUGUCACGUUUGCACCACCUUCCGUGUUCACUUUAUUCUUAGUUGUCUUUACAAUAGGUCUUUCUAUUGGAGUUGUGCUCGCCGUUGGGAUGCUUCUUUACUUCCAGAUGUCAGCUAUUCUUCGAAAUACAACGGGGCCUGAAGAUUGGAUUCUUGAGAAAGCAAAAAAUCGAAGACUUGGCACGAAUGACACGUUUAUUCAUCCUUAUUCCAAGGGUUGGCUCUUCAACUUAAAGCAAGUUCUCAAGUGGAACUGUAUACCCGAAGGUGAUGGUAUUGUUUGGCCUAUUCGUGAGGGCUGUGAUCAAUAUACACUUACCGUGGAACAAACAUAUCAAAAGUUAGAGAAGCGCAAACGUACGCGAGUCUUUCUUAUUUUAUCUCCUGUUUCGGGCUCUUGGGUGCCUAUCACUUAUGGAUGGCGAGUUGUAUGUCAUCCACCUUGUACAGAUGAACCGAGGAUUAAACUCAAUAUUAAUGAUGUUGUUGUUGUUACUCGGUGGCGAAAAUACUGGUUAUUCGGAGAAAAACAAGAGGAGGAUGGAGAUCCUAAGAAGCGAAUAAGAGGAUGGUUUCCACGAUCGAGUGCAAUCGAGGUCGUAGAGAAUGGUAGAUACCAUGAGUCUAAUUCGAAGGACAACUAAAAUGUACCAUCAUCAUCAUCAUUAUUAUCAUCAUCGAUUUACCUCAAGAUUAAUUUAAAGAAUUGAAGCGUUAUGUAAAUACUUGGUCAAGUUACAGCAUAACUAGUUACUACUAUAUAAUCUAUUAAUUUAUGUAUACAUUAUUUACAUACUUAUUACAACUACCUUCUUAAUUGUCUGACACUAAUUUUAACUGGAUAUGUUGCGUGUUUUAGUUCGAAAAAAGUCUGAAUGCAAUUGAAAAAAUUGCGUGUGAAUAUAAUGACACAUAAUUCAUACCCCGUUGUCUUUUCAAGGAUACAAGAAAAAAUACAUUCGAUUAUUUUAAUAUGAUUACGUGUAUAAUAUUUACAACAAUGUUUAUCUUUAUAUUUAUGUAAGAUACUAUAACUUUUUAAUGCCAUUGUUUAUUUCACAUCGAAUGUCAGCAGAGUUUCAGGUGUUCUGCGUUACCUGAGAUAUUUUUGCACGACAUAACGUGAAUGAAUGUAAUUACUGAGAUGAUUGAUUUAUUUAAUAUAUUUAAAUGUUAAAAGACAAUUGUGAAUAAAAUAUAUUAUUGUCUAUAGACAAUAAAAUAAGUUAUGGAGGAUGAAUUGAAAGAAUUAUGUAUCUGCAUAAAAUAUUUUAGUAACAACAACUUCCCUGGAUAAGCUCCGCUGAGAAAAUCAAUAUAGCUGUAUAAAAAACACUACAUGCAAGUGAGAAAGACAGCAAGAGUCAGGUCAAAGUGAAUAUGCGACUCGUGUACAUAUAGCACGCGUAUGUGAAUUCUCUAGAUGCGUGCGAAUGGUUUGGCAGUAGCCAACACGCAAUACAAUCUGCUGUCACGCAGGGUAUGCUUGCUUGUUAAAUGCUUAUAUCCAUAUACUCAUGACGAGGACAGUUAUCACGUCGCAUGCAUGUUAGUAGGAUUCGCGAUGUGCCAUAUAUGAUCCAUUAUCCAUCGGGUUUCCAUCAUUACUCAAAUAUGUAUAUCCUUUGGUAAUAUCCUCUCGUCACGAUCCAAUCAAUAUGACAGCUUGACCUGCACAAACCAUUUUUUCAAAUUCAUACUUACAUGUAAACUUCUUAUUUAUCUUUCCAUUAUUUUAUUUAUUAUUUUAAUACACAGAGAAAUAUAUAUAUAUAUGUAUUUUAUAGUUGUUAUAAAAUAUAUUUUUAAAAUUUUUGUUAUUCAU
Molecule: messenger RNA, 2399 nt
Organism: Chelonus insularis
Lineage: Eukaryota; Metazoa; Arthropoda; Insecta; Hymenoptera; Braconidae
Product: palmitoyltransferase ZDHHC6
Exons: 6
Coding region: 85-1218 (377 amino acids)
Biological process (GO): protein palmitoylation
Cellular component (GO): Golgi apparatus
Molecular function (GO): palmitoyltransferase activity
Source: RefSeq, a predicted model, not a curated record